AUCGCAGGGUAGAUCGCUGCAGUGUAAUCGCUGCAGUGUAAUCGCAGCGAUUUGCUCUGUUUUAGCGAUUUGCCCUGAUGACUGAUUUGUUGUACACAGUUUUUGCUCGUCUCGGAAAGGGUGGAGUAUACGAGUAUCAUCUCUACCUCUAGACGUCCAAACUCCUAAUAUUGCAAACUAAGCUCAGCUUCUUGAGUUGCAUCAAGGUCAAGGGAUGGACAUCUAUUGGAGAGAUGCAUGUAUAUGUCCAAUCGAAGACGACUACAAACGAAUGGUGAAACAAAAGACUGGCGGUCUUUUCAAGCUAGCAGUGGAGCUAAUGCAGCUAUUUAGUGAAAAUAAAAGAUUAGCGCAGAUGCAAAUGAAGGUAUUCCGACCAAUAGACGAACGUGAUGUCAUCAUGAGGCUCCAUCUCUCUUUGUGUGCUACUACAACAACCAAACGUCUAUCUAGAGAAGCGGCACAAAGAACGAGACGUCUACAUUCUUUACGUCUUGGCUGUAAGACUGUCUUGGUACUUCUUGAAAAAGUGACACACGUUGCUGUCUUUUUCCGUAUGUCGAGAAUGGACGCAGGAUAACUGUAGGGUGGGCAAUCACCAACUUUGAAGUAUUGAUUUUGUGUGAAGUUAGCUGACUCGGGACUCUUGCGAUCUCCGUAGCUGCGAACUUCACUAUUGGAUUU
This is a messenger RNA of Corticium candelabrum, 684 nucleotides long. RefSeq lists its product as uncharacterized. Bases 215 to 580 code for a protein of 121 amino acids. The transcript is spliced from 6 exons. NCBI's taxonomy places the organism in Eukaryota, Metazoa, Porifera, Homoscleromorpha, Homosclerophorida, Plakinidae. Gene Ontology annotation, biological process: isoprenoid biosynthetic process. The record is from RefSeq and is a predicted model, not a curated record.